This is a messenger RNA of Rhododendron vialii, 3263 nucleotides long. RefSeq lists its product as uncharacterized. NCBI's taxonomy places the organism in Eukaryota, Viridiplantae, Streptophyta, Magnoliopsida, Ericales, Ericaceae. The coding region runs from base 1 to 3057 and encodes 1018 amino acids. Gene Ontology annotation, molecular function: protein binding; zinc ion binding. The record is from RefSeq and is a predicted model, not a curated record. The transcript is spliced from 7 exons.
AUGGGGUAUGGCGGUACGGUGAAACCUAAGGAAUGUAGGGUACGGCUGGGCAAAAUCAUAGGGAAACAUCUUGAUACGUGUUCAUGUACCCGGUACGUAUUUAGAAGUACCAUGCCAAGUACCAGUACCCAGUAUGGUACGGGAACCGUCCCCAGGACCCCGAAUGGGCUUGGGUCUAGCAUCGAAGGCCUUUUACGCAAUGAAAGACUGCUGCAGGAAGACUGUCUUGGUUCUUUUUUGUUUUUUUUCGGGUAUUGUACAUUGAGACAUAAUGCCACAGUGUUUAUGCAUAAUGCAUUCAUUGUUUACAGAGUAGAGACAUUGCAAGCAAAUCUCGUAUAUGGCUUAACUUUAGCUUCUUCGUUGAGGCCUCAACUGAUUGAUAUUUGGAUGGGCAAGGGAAAGCUCAUAUUAAUUUGCCAAUGCGGUGGUGAGUUUGUGAAGAAUGACGAUGGUUCCUUGAAAUAUGCUGGAGGAGAAGCACAAGCAGUAAAUGUCAACUUUGAGACGCUGUUUGAUGACCUCAAGUUAAAAGUAGCUGAAGUGUGUAAUUUGGAAUAUAAAUCCGUGUCCAUCAAGUAUUUCCUCCCGGGAAAUACUCGGACUCUCAUCAGUUUAGCAAAUGACAAAGACCUUAAAAGAAUGCUUGAUUUCCAUGGGAACUCAGUUACAGCAGAUGUAUUUGUUAUGGGAAGAGAAGGUUUUAACCGUGAUGCAUUGAACAUUGACACCAACAGGGAGACUGUUGUAAAAGUAGCUGAGUCAGUGAACCAUGCUGUUGUACCAACAGCUGCUGCUACUUCAUCGCCAGCUGAUGCUGCUAGUCCUGUUGGUACUCCUCCUCCUCAUGUUGCCACUGGGAGAACUGCUGCACGAAAGAAGGCUGCUCGUCAUGGCAGAAGGAAAACUGCUGCACGAAAGAAGGCUACUCGUGCAGUUGACAAGGGCCCCACAAAACAAAUUACUGCCCGAAAGUCAUCUGCUCAUGCCAAUAUUGAUGAUUCCACUGUUGCUCCACACUCUCCUGUUUCUGAUACUCCUAGGGAAACCUCCCACCGCUCAACUGAAAUAGAUAUGGGUGCUACCCCAGCAGACUCUGUUAAGAAGAGAAGACGCACUGCUUCAUGGAAAAUCGGUGUCAAUGGUCCAACCAUUGUUUCUGUCCCUGAUGAUGAGGGGGACAAAAGCAUCAAAAGACCACGAAAAAACAAGAGCCAAAGUUUGGUGGUUUAUGAGAAGAAAAAUGAAAUUGUGCAUGGGAAAGAUGAUCGUGACCCUUCUUAUCUUGCCAACUCUGAUGAUGUCUCCCCAGAAAAACUAGUUGCUUCUUGGAAAGGUGGUAUUACUGGUGUUGGUCAGGACUUCAAGGAUGUGUCCGAGUUUCGCGAUGUUUUGCAGAAAUAUGCUGUUGCGCAUAGGUUUGCAUACAGGUUAAAGAAAAAUGAGACUACUCGUGCAAGUGGCAGAUGCGUAUCUAAAGACUGUUCUUGGAGGAUUCAUGCAUCAUGGGUCCCAGCUGCCGAAUCGUUCAGGAUUAAAAAGUUCAUUAAUUCCCACUCGUGUGGAGGGGAAUCGUGGAAGUCUGCUCACCCUGCAAAAAAUUGGUUGGUGAAUAUUAUCAAGGAAAGGUUACGAGAUUCCCCGCAGCACAAGCCAAAGGAAAUUGCGAAUGGCCUUUUACGGGACUUUGGAAUCGAAUUGAAUUAUACACAAGUAUGGCGUGGUAUUGGAGAUGCUAGGGAACAACUUCAUGGCUCAUAUAAAGAGUCAUAUAAUCAACUGUCUUGGUACUGUGAGAAGAUCGUAGAGACAAAUCCUGGCAGUUUUGCUAAGCUUGUAAUUGGCGAUGACAAAAGAUUCCGUUCGCUUUUCAUAUGCUUUCAAGCCUCAAUACAUGGUUUCCAAAAGGGUUGUCGUCCCCUUAUUUUCGUUGAAUCUACGUCUCUAAAAUCUAAGCAUCAUGAAGUUCUUCUUACUGCCACUGCACUGGACGGGGAUGAUGGUUUCUUCCCAGUUGCAUUUGCUAUAGUAGAUGUUGAGAAUGACGAUCAUUGGCUUUGGUUUUUGGAGCAGUUGAAAUCUGCAUUGCCAAAUAUGGAAACCAUUACUUUUGUUUCCGAUAGGGAGAAGGGAUUAAAGGAGCAUUUGGUCAAGGUGUUUGGGAAUGCUUAUCAUGGAUACUCUCUGUACCACCUUUUGGAAAGCUUCAAAAAAAACUUGAAGGGUCCCUUCCAUGGAGAUGGGAGGGGUUCUCUACCUGUCAAUUUUGUUGCUGCCGCCCAUGCAAUCCGACUUGUAGGUUUUAAAAAGUUUGUGGAGCAAAUUAAGCAGGUCUCUUCUCAUUCUUAUGAUUGGGUUAUGCAAAUCGAGCCCGAGUAUUGGACAAAUGCAUUGUUUAAGGGGGAGCGAUAUAUCCAAAUAACUCAAAAUGUUGCAGAGUUGUACAUCAAGGUGAUGGAGGAAGCGCGUAAUUCAACUAUAACUCAGAAGAUAGGAGCACUAGUAUCUAUGAUUACAGAGUUGGUAAAUACCCGUCAAGAGGAUUCAAGUAACUGGUGCACAAAACUCACUCCAUCGAAACAUGAGAAAGUUCAAGAAGAAAUUGCUCAUGCUCUUGGCCUUAAGGUUUUGUUCUCAUCCGAUACCCUGUUUGAGGUUCACGACGAUGUCAACCACGUUGUGGAUCUUAAUAAAUUAGAAUGUACUUGCUUGGGGUGGAAAACUAACGGUCUACCUUGCCGCCAUGCUAUUGCUGUAUUCAAUUCCACGAGGAGGACUGUAUAUGAUUACUGCUCAAAAUACUUCACAGUAGAUAGUUAUCGAUCAACGUACUCUGAGUCCAUAAAUCCUGUGCCUUGUGGAAAGCCUGCUGAAGAAGAAGAGGAAGAAGGGACUGAGUCAGACAAUGUCCAUGUGCUUCCUCCUUGUCCGUCCAGAUCACCGAAUCAACCCAAGACGAAAGAGGCGAAAAGGGAAGGACCGGCGAAAAGGGUAGUCUUUUGCAGUAGGUGCAAGGAAUCAGGGCAUAAUAAAGCUUCUUGCAAGGCUGCCUUGUAGCUUCUGUGCUUCCUCUAGUUUGACAUUCUGUAUAUUUUUGUAGAAUUACAAGUGAAAUAUAUAGCUAUAGACAGUGAAGUGUAGUAGUUCAUUUACCCAGCUACCCUUUUCCUUUUCCCUGGAUAAGUCUUUGUAUUGCAGUUUAACAUUGUCCUGAAUUUACUUGUUGGUUUUCAAUCCAAUUUAUGAGUGUUUGUCCUGCUCAA